AUGCGUUCAUUUUUACUGAGCGUGCUAUACGCUCUCCUGCUGCUGGGCACAAUGUCCUCGGCGUGGUCAUUCGGGUCAUUCGGCGGGUUUUUGGGCGGGGGUGAGUCGCUGGGAAAGCGAGCAGAUGCGUCCGCUGGAUCCACAGCGCAGACUUCCACAGCCUCCCAGACCAGCGCGAACACCAAUACCAACACCAACACUAAUACAAACACCAAUACCAACACCAAUACCAAUACCAACACCGCGAGCGACUCCACGUCCACCAACACGAAAACAGACACAUCCACCAAGUCCAAGACGACAACCACCUCGGUCUCGAUCAACCCCGCCGCAGCCGCAGGAGGCGUCUCGAUGAUCACGCCAGCAUCCUCGUCGUCAACUUACUACCGUAUCGGCCAGAACGUCACCUUCGUGUGGAACUACACCUCGCUCUCCGUGACCCCGUCCUACGUCAACGUCGUCGCAUCGUGCAGUCUGAACAGCGAGACCUACACCAUCUCCUCGAACAUGAGCGUCAAGCCUACGGGUUCCGUGGUCUGGGAUACCGAUGCCUCCAUGACCGUCCCGCUGUUGACGGCCACAUACACGCUAUACGUCUAUGAUGCCAGCAAGUCGCUGGGGGAUAUUCCUAGCGCUGGCCAUCUGAGCUCCCUGAUUGGAUAUGACUUUGGGAUGUACAUCAAUCUGGCAUAUACACCUCUUAAUGAAUUCAGAUGCGCCACCUGCAACGGAGCCCUCUCGGACAUCCAACGCAUGGGCCUCAAGUUCGCCUUCGGUAUGGCUGCUAUAACCGUUGCGUCGUUCACAUGGUUCGCAGGCGGGUUUGGAGCAUUCGCUACCUGA
Molecule: messenger RNA, 843 nt
Organism: Penicillium lagena
Lineage: Eukaryota; Fungi; Ascomycota; Eurotiomycetes; Eurotiales; Aspergillaceae
Exons: 3
Coding region: 1-843 (280 amino acids)
Source: RefSeq, a predicted model, not a curated record